UGAUGUCAUAAACAGUUGAGACACGUAAAAGCAGACAGUUGACUUCUCUGUUAACUUCAACAGACAUUGACACAAUGGCACAGACACACACGGUCGGAGGAUACGGUCAGACAGCAGACGCCACUAAGGAAACUCAGGAUCUUUGUCAUCAGGUGAAGACCCAGGUGGAGAAAAAGACAGGAGCAAAUUAUGUGGAAUACAAAGCAGUUAAAUACAGGAGUCAAGUUGUGGCAGGAACAAACUUCCUCAUCAAGGUUCAUGUUGGAGGAGAGGACUACAUUCAUCUGAUAAUCUUCCAAGAUCUCGGAGAAGAGUUUUUCCUGCAUGAUGUACUGGAGAAUCAGACCAAAAUCAGCCCCCUCCAACCUUUUUAGAAACUGAUCCCAGAACCAGUGUCAACAGUAAAAUACUUAAAGGCUGCAGUCUCUUGUUAAAAUCUUCUGCUUCUUUAUUCUGAAAUGAUUUAACAUUGAUUUUGAAUGUUUUAACGCUGACAGAUGAAGAUAUUUGGUGGAAUGCACUGUCCUUUAAAACCAAAUAAAUAUUC
Molecule: messenger RNA, 547 nt
Organism: Sander lucioperca (pikeperch)
Lineage: Eukaryota; Metazoa; Chordata; Actinopteri; Perciformes; Percidae
Product: cystatin-A5-like
Exons: 3
Coding region: 75-374 (99 amino acids)
Cellular component (GO): cytosol
Molecular function (GO): cysteine-type endopeptidase inhibitor activity
Source: RefSeq, a predicted model, not a curated record